AUGCUUUCUUCCGGCUACUACAGAACCUUACUUCCGGCUAACAUGGACCUUUAUAUUCCGGUACUUGGCCUUCAUUACUUACACCCCUUAGUGACUUCAUCCCUACUCAUGUGGUUGAUCCGCGUUGAUGGACCUGCUUACAACAGCUCUGAACUUUCGGCUACUCACUGGCCCCUACUUCCGUUUGCUCUUUCAGUCGUUUUCAUGGCUUUUCUCUACUUACCAUUCCGUUAUGCCUGGAAGGUGUUACCUUUCCGAGCGGUUUUGCAAAAGCCGAGACAUAUUUGUAGCAUGCAGGCAACAAAGUCAAGCCAAAUCCAAGUUUUCCUUGCAGAGAUUUUCAGCCCAGAAGAUGAAGGCCCUGUGGCCAAUUCUGAGAAAAAAUGCAAAAGUUUCUGUUCAUUUUACAAGAAUUUGAUGCCAGACGAAAAGAAUUUGUUUCUGCAAGUUUUGUCCAAGAGUUAUGGUGUUCAUCAUGCAAGAGUGAUUCAAAUAUCAAAGAAUAUGUUAAAUUCUGUGGAAGAGAAAAUUAGCAUACUAAAAGCUGAAGAACAGUUACAUCAUGCUCUGAUACCAAGAUACAAAAUGCUUUUCACAAAUAUCAGCCGUAUUGAAGGAGGAGUUAAAUUUUUAGUCGACAUGCGUGGAGACUUAAUACAUGCAUUAACGCAGUCUGGUGUGAAUCAAGGAAAUCUGCAUUUGCGAGUGUUGAACUACACCUUAAAGGAUUUGCUUGUUUUAUGGUUUUCGGUUGGUUUAUUGAAUUUACAGAGGAUUACCUGGCAGUCACCCUGUGACAUGGUACAGAAGAUUUCACAGUAUGAAGCUGUUCAUCCUGUUCGUAAUUGGACUGACUUGAAGCAUCGAGUUGGAGCUUAUCGUCGUUGUUUCGUCUUUAUUCACAAUAGCAUGCCCCGAGAACCUGUCGUCGUACUUCACACGGCUCUUACCAAUGAAAUUCCAUCAAGUAUUCAUUCCAUCAUCAAAUCUCCUAUGAGAAGAAGCACGUCCAUUGAAACUUUUCCGUUGGAAGAACAAAGUGUGGAAAAUAUGAAUCAAAUAUCAACUGCAGUUUUUUAUUCAAUUACGUCCACACAAAAAGGACUUCAAGGUGUCGACUUGGGAAAUUAUUUAAUCAAGCGAGUGGUACGCGAACUACAAAUUGAGUUUCCUCAAAUGUGUAACUUUACAAGCCUGUCACCGAUUCCUGGAUUCAAAGAAUGGCUGAUAAAAGAGAUUACAAAAAGCAUUCAAAAAUAUCAGUCUGGUGAAGGCCUUGAAAUGUCCCUAUUUUCAACAGUGGAUGUGGAGAAUCUGAAAAGUUAUUUUGAUUUAAGUUCAUUAUCAGGGUUAGAGCAAUUGCGGAAAAUGCUGCAGUUAAGCAGUUGGGCAAACGACGAACAUUUAAUAAAACUUCUCGAAAGGCCGCUCAUGAGAUUGUGUGCACGAUAUCUUUAUGUAGAAAAGAGACGAGGAUAUGCUCUCAACCCUGUAGCCAACUUUCACCUAGGAAAUGGAGCUACGUUAUGGCGUUUAAACUGGCUUGGUGAUAUGUCCCCACGUGGACUUGGACAAUCAUGUGGGAUGAUGUCUGUUCACAUCUAUCUCAGUCUGUUUCUAUCUACUAUCUCUCUUUCUUUCUUUCUCUCUCUCUCUCUCUGUGUUAUACUACCUAUUCUAUGGUAA
Molecule: messenger RNA, 1686 nt
Organism: Acanthosepion pharaonis
Lineage: Eukaryota; Metazoa; Mollusca; Cephalopoda; Sepiida; Sepiidae
Source: the annotation of a GenBank genome assembly